Messenger RNA from Fomitopsis serialis, 1398 nucleotides. Its product is annotated as asparaginyl-tRNA synthetase. Gene Ontology annotation, cellular component: mitochondrion. The record is from RefSeq and is a predicted model, not a curated record. Bases 1 to 1398 code for a protein of 465 amino acids. Lineage: Eukaryota; Fungi; Basidiomycota; Agaricomycetes; Polyporales; Fomitopsidaceae. Gene Ontology annotation, biological process: asparaginyl-tRNA aminoacylation. The transcript is spliced from 4 exons. Gene Ontology annotation, molecular function: nucleic acid binding; ATP binding; asparagine-tRNA ligase activity.
AUGCUCGGACGCAUUCCUUCCGGAUCCCUGCUACCCCCUACGAUACGCCAGCUUCUCGGCGGCACAACGAGCAAUGCGCGCGUGCAGGUGAACGGCUGGAUCAAGUCGGUGCGGCGCCAGAAGAACAUCACGUUCGCCGUCAUCUCGGACGGCAGCUCAGCAAAGGGCAUCCAAGCGGUCAUCCAGAAUGGUUCUCUGGCGAAAGCGUUGACGAACGGCGCGAGCGUGAGGCUGGGAGGUACUCUUGCGGACAGUCCCGGAAAGGGUCAGGACAAGGAGUUGCGUGUCGAGGAUGUCGAGGUAGUGGGCGAAUGUGAUCCUGCGGCAUACCCAAUCCAAAAGCAAGCCCUGUCUACCGAGUAUCUACGGGACAACUGCCAUCUCCGAGCGCGAACGAACACAAUCGCCGAGAUGCUCAGGCUCCGCGCCACGACCUCCGAUGUGCUCCAGCACUUCUUCAACUCAUUAGGCUUCUGCUACGUGCACACGCCGAUCACCACCUCCAGCGACUGCGAGGGUGCCGGAGAAACCUUCCGCAUUACCCCUCCCGCCCCCUCCGAGCCAGCCACGGAAGAUAACAGGCCUUCAGAAUUUUUCGGACACCCCGCGUACCUCACCGUCUCGUCUCAGCUUCAUCUCGAGGCACUCGCGACGGCCCUGUCGAGGGUGUACACACUCUCACCGUGUUUCCGCGCAGAACGCUCACUGACGAACCGGCAUCUCUCGGAGUUCUGGAUGCUCGAGGCGGAGUGGGCGUUUACCCAGUCCGUGAACGACGUCUGCAGCGUCGUCGAAGGCGCCGUGAAAGACGUCCUUGACAAGACGCAGUCCCAUGCACAAGCGUUCGCGAACGACGCCGGUCGCUCGCGGAUUCUGGAGUACCUCCAAACAGCAAGCUCCACCCCGGUCUGGACGAGGCUGAGCUAUAGCGACGCGGUCACGGAGCUGGCGAAAUAUCAAGCGUCGGCGCGGAGGUUCCAGUUCGAGCCAGCGUGGGGCAAGCCGCUGCAGAGCGAGCACGAGCGGUGGCUCGCGGAGGAGCUCGUCAAGGGCCCGGUGUUCGUGACGGACUAUCCCGCGUCGCUCAAGCCAUUCUACAUGCGCCUCAACGACGACGGGAAGACCGUCGCGUGCUUCGACCUUCUCGUCCCGCACCUCGGCGAGCUCGUCGGCGGCUCGCUGCGCGAAGAACGGGGUGACCUGCUGGAUAAGGCGUUGGAAAAUCACCAGCUAGACAAGACGCAGUACGGGUGGUAUUCUGAGCUGAGGAAGUAUGGAGGGGCUCCGCAUGGUGGGUUUGGGCUUGGCUUCGAGCGUCUCAUUAGCUGGAUAUCGGGCAUCGAGAAUGUACGGGAGUGCAUUGCGAUGCCGAGGUGGGCGGGGAGGAUGCUGUUGUAG